Molecule: messenger RNA, 2497 nt
Organism: Tarenaya hassleriana
Lineage: Eukaryota; Viridiplantae; Streptophyta; Magnoliopsida; Brassicales; Cleomaceae
Product: probable thimet oligopeptidase
Exons: 21
Coding region: 94-2217 (707 amino acids)
Biological process (GO): proteolysis; peptide metabolic process
Molecular function (GO): metalloendopeptidase activity
Source: RefSeq, a predicted model, not a curated record
UUUCCGCCUCAAAGCAAGCAGCGAGCGAGGGACGCGUGAGAGAAGCUUUCCCUCCGAGUCGCUGUUUGGAGAGCGAGAAAAUACCAGAGGAAAAUGACGGAAAGCGAAGGAACGGACGAGAAAUCUAGCGGAUCGAAGCGGAAGCUUAACCUUGUGGCCUUCACCGGAGCGGCUGGGCUGCUCGGACUCGCCAUCAGUCUCGCCAUCUUCGCUUUCACGUCUCACAGAGGAAAGUCCAAGAAGAAAGGUCUUCCGGGCUGUGCAGUUUGUGUUAACCUGUCGCCGAAGGAGAUUAUCGAGUUAGCUGACGCCAUUGUUGCUGAGUCCACAAGGGUUUAUGAUGCUGUUGCCUCGGUUCCUCUCGAUAGGGUGUCAUAUGAAAAUGUUGUUUUGCCGCUGGCAGAGCUAGAAGCACGACAGUUCCCAUUGAUUCAGUCUUGCAUGUUUCCUAAGAUGUUAGCACCCGAGGACACAGUUCGUAAAACUAGUGCCGAAGUGGAACAGAAAAUCGAUGCUCAUAUUCUGGCAUGGAGAAAGCGUGAAGAUGUUUACCGUGCAAUUAAAGCUUAUGCGGCAAGGGGAGAACUGAUUGCCCCUGAAGCUAAACGCUACCUACAGUGUCUGGUUAAAGACUUCGAGCACAAUGGUCUGGACCUUACUGUGACAAAGAGAGAGGAAGUACUGCGAUUGAGAAAUGAAAUCGAUGAGCUAAGCUUGCAAUACGUCCAGAACUUAAAUGAUGAUAAUUCUUGUCUUUUCUUUAGUGAAGCUGAACUUGAUGGUUUGCCUCCAGAAUUACUCGAGAGUUUGGACAAAACUGGAAAUGGCGAAUUUAAGGUCACUCUGGAAAGUUCUCAUGUUGCAGCUAUUCUUGAGCUGUGCAAGAUAGCAAGGACGAGGAGGGCAGUAGCUAUGGCAUAUGGGAAGAGAUGCGGGGAUGUCAAUAUUGCUGUCCUAAAAAAAUUGGUUCAGUCGCGCCAUAAAUUAGCUCGCUUACUGGGUUAUGCAAACUAUGCAAAUUAUGCCCUUGACCGUAGGAUGGCCAAGACAUCAACAAAGGUGAUUGGAUUCUUAGAGGACAUCUCUUCCAGCUUAACUGAUUUGGCCAUUAGAGAGCUUGAGAUUUUGAAAGACUUAAAGAGGAAAGAGGAAGGCGAAAUUCCAUUUGGCAUGGAAGAUCUUUUAUAUUAUAUAAAGAGGGUAGAAGAGCAGCAGUUUGAUCUUGAUUUUGGAGAUAUCCGACAACAUUUUCCUAUCAGUUUGGUCCUUCCUGGGAUCUUUAAAAUAUCUCAGGACCUUUUUGGUUUAAAGAUUGAGGAGAUUGCAGAAAUUGAUGUAUGGCAUCAAGAUGUUCGAGCUUUUGCUGUCUUUGACUCUGGGUCUGGCAAACUUUUGGGUUAUUUCUACCUUGAUAUGUUCACAAGGGAAGGGAAAUUUAGUCACACCUGUGUGGUUGCUCUGCAGAACAAUGCACUGUUUCACAAUGGCACAAGUCAGAUCCCCGUGUCAUUGCUUAUAGCACAGUUUUCGAAGGAUGUAGGAGGGGAACCUGCCCCAUUGGGUUUCUCUGAGGUGGUUAGUCUUUUUCACGAGUUUGGCCAUGUGGUCCAACAUAUCUGCAAUCGUGCUUCAUUUGCCAGAUUCUCGGGCCUACAUGUGGACCCUGAUUUCGUGGAGAUACCAUCUCAAGUAUUGGAAAAUUGGUGUUAUGAGAGUUUCACGUUGAAGUUAAUGUCGGGUUAUCGACAGGAUAUUACUAAGCCACUUUUGGAUGAAGUUUGCAAAACACUCAAACGGUGGCGAUAUUCUUUCUCUGCGCUUAAGUUGCUGCAAGAGAUAUUUUACUGUCUAUUUGAUCAAAUCAUAUAUUCAGCCGAUGAUGUUAACUUCCUCGAGCUAAUCAGAAGUCUUCAUCCAAAGGUAAUGUUAGGUCUACCAGUGUUGGAAGGAACCAAUCCUGCUUCCUGUUUCCCCCGUGCAGCUAUUGGCUCGGAAGCCACAUGUUACAGCCGUAUUUGGAGCGAGGUUGUUGCUGCCGAUAUAUAUGCUUCAAAAUUCGGCGAUGGUGAUUUGAACCAUUAUAUAGGCAUGCAGUUCAGGAACAAAGUGUUGUCCCCGGGAGGAGCGAAACCCGCGUUGGAAAUUCUAGCCGAUUUUCUCGGGAGAGAACCAUCAACCCGAGCCUUCAUCGAAAGUCGGGUAAAAUACAGUCUGUGAUUUUUUCCAGGUAUAGCAUCAAUCAUCAUCUGCUUGUUUCUCGGCCCUUUUUUCCAAUCUCUGCGGCCGAAACCCUUAUGGAAAACUCCUAGUAUCUGCCGUAUUCCUCAAUCAGUGUAUUUCCUUAUUGUGCUUUCUAUGCGAGAAAUUUUUGCUCAAAGUCCUUGGCUGUUCAUUGUUGCUACCAAGACAGAGAGAGACCUCUUAGGUUAUGUAACCGAAUCGAAUUUGAUAUGUAACCGAAUCGAAUUCGAUAUAAAAUCUGAACCGUUAUGACUUC